CUUCUUCUUCUUCGUGUAGAGAGAGAGAGAAGGUUAGGAGGGAGGUGCGCCACCUCCGUCUUCCCGCGCCCGCUUCUCCAGGUAUUAGUGUGUACACGGACGCUGGAGUGGAGAGAGAGAGAGCUUGCAGCUGCUUUGUUAUUUCUUCUCCCGUCUAAAAAAAAGUUGUGUGCAGUUUUUUUCGAUUCGACGACUUGUAUAUUUUUCCCGACUGUCUCAAGUUUUGUUUGGUGUGUGUCUGUGUGUGUGUCAACUCGCAUCAUGCAACAUUGAUCGGAUAUAUUUCACUUUAGUCGACAGACAAGAAGAAGAAGAAUCCUUUUUUUUCCAGGUGCAAGAUUUGUCUUGUCACGACCGCCUUCUCUUCCUUCUUCUUCUUCUUCUUCUUUCUGUUUGUUGAUUGGAAGUUGAAAUUUAAAAAAUAAAAAAGGCGGGGCUAGUCUUCCUCCAUCAAGUGAGAGUGUCGUUUGGGUUGUUGUUGUUGGACUUUUUGGCGAACCGAAAGAUUUAAAAAAGAAAAAGAAAAAUCAAACAAAAAGUGUCGGUUUGCGGUGUGAGCGGAACAAUGGAAGUGGAACAGCUGGAACGUUCGUCGACGACGGCCGGCGGCCGGGUGUUUUACCGGCCAGCCUCCCGUAAUCGAAUCAACAGUAUGGAAGGUGUGGUGAUUAGUAGUGAGCCUCCUCCGCAACAACAACAGCAACAGCAGCAGCAGAGAAUCCGGCUGGCCUCGUCGGUCCUCUCGGUUGCAACCAUCAUCAAAACGGAGCCGCGCUCCACCUCCGACUCGCCCACCACGCAACAACAACAACUGCACAACAACUCUUCUUCUUGUUCUUCUCCUUCUCCGUCCUCGGCUAGUUCGAUCCGUCGAUCACGCUCCCGCAUCAGUACCGGGGGAGGCAGCCCAUUGGGUAGUUCACCUUCUCCGACGUCGCCCUCGGCCGCAAUGCACCCGAUCUCCAUGUCGUUGCUCCACUCGUCUUCUCCGUCGUCUUCGCAUCCGCACCAUCCGCACCACUCGUUUUACGGCGGAGCGACGACGCCCACCUUGGGGGCGUCGACCAGCGGCUCCGUCCACUCGCCGAGUCCGCUCAAGCGCUCCCGACACAACCACAUUAUCAUCAACAACAACAACAACAACAGCAACAACAGCAGCAGCGCCAUGGAGGAAUGGUUGCCGUCGCCUGGGCAAAUGUCGGUCGACUCGAUGUCACCGCCGCCUCCGCCCAGCAGCUCCUCCAUGUCGAUGAGGGGAGCCAACGACGGGCUGCUGAUGCUGGACGGCCAAUCGCAACAACAACAGCAACAACAGCAGCAACUACUAUUACAACAACGGGGGUCCACCUUGCCGCCUUCGGUCAUCUCAUCGUCCAACGGCUACUCGCCGUCGCCCAUGUCGACGGGCAGCUACGAGCCGCCAUUCAGUCCGGGCGGAGGCGGUGGAGGCAAAUUGGGUCGAGAAGAUUUGUCGCCGCCGGGCAGCGUCAAUGGCGGUGGCGGUUACUCGGUUGACAGUUUUGCCGAUGCCAAGAAGAAGAAAGGUCCCGUACCGCGACAACAGGAGGAAUUGUGUCUGGUCUGCGGUGAUCGAGCUUCCGGUUACCACUACAACGCCCUCACCUGUGAAGGAUGCAAAGGAUUCUUCCGGCGGAGUAUCACGAAAAAUGCAGUGUACCAGUGCAAGUACGGCAACGGCUGCGACAUUGACAUGUACAUGAGGCGAAAGUGCCAAGAGUGCCGACUGAAAAAGUGCCUGACGGUUGGCAUGCGACCGGAAUGUGUCGUUCCAGAGUACCAGUGCGCCGUCAAAAGGGAAGCCAAGAAAGCGCAAAAGGAAAAGGACCGGCCCAAUUCCAGUUCGCUGGGAUCGCCCGACAUGAAAGAGCCUGAAAUCAAGGCCAUCCACCACCAACAACAGCAGCAGCAGCAGCAACAACAACAGCAGCAACAACAAUUGCAGCAGCAGCAGCAGUUACAACAACAGCAGCAACACAUUCACGUGUUGGAUGAGAAACCCAUGGUGGUUUGCGGCACCGCCAACGGAGGUGUUGGCAACGGGUUGGCCGUCAAACCCCUCAGUCCCGAGCAGGAGGAGCUCAUCAAUCGGCUCGUCUAUUUCCAGGAAGAAUUUGAUCAACCGUCCGAAGAGGAUCUGAGAAAAAUUUCCACGUCGGGCAUUCACGAAUCGGACGCCGACGCCAAAUUCAAACACAUAACGGAAAUGACGAUCCUGACUGUGCAGCUGACGGUCGAGUUUUCCAAGCGGCUGCCGGGCUUCGACACGCUCCUGCGCGAGGAUCAGAUCACGUUGCUCAAGGCGUGCUCGAGCGAGGUGAUGAUGCUGCGCUGCGCCCGACGCUACGACGCCAACACGGACUCGAUCGUUUUCGCCAACAACCUGCCCUACACGCGCGAGUCGUACAACAUGGCCGGCGUCGGAGACACGGCCGAGCCGCUCUUCCGCUUCGGCAAGAGCAUGUCGCAGAUGAAAGUCGACAAUGCCGAGUACGCCCUUCUCACGGCCAUCGUCAUCUUCUCUGAACGACCGGGAUUGGUGGAGGCGAGAAAAGUGGAAAAGAUUCAGGAGAUUUACCUCGAAGCGCUUCAGGCUUACGUGAUGAACCACCGGGUGCGGCCGAUGACGGAAUUCGCAAAGCUCCUGUCGGUGCUAACCGAGUUGCGCACGCUCGGCAACCUCAACUCUGAGAUGUGCUUUUCUCUCAAGCUCAAAAACAAGAAACUGCCGCCCUUCCUCGCCGAAAUCUGGGACGUUCAUUCGUGAAAACGAUCUCCUCUCUAUUCCCACCCCCUUACCAACUCUCCUCUUCGCUUCCGCCUCCCUUGAAAAAAGCCCCGGGCACACAAACAAAUUAACGACUCGCACACAAAACUUACCAGACAAAAAAAUGUCACACACCCCGCCCCAUAUAUAUAUAUAUAUAUAUACAUACAAAUUUUGUUUCUUUUUCUUUUUGGUUGUCUUGGCCCUUGAGAUCUCUCUCUCUCUUUUUCCCUUAAUAUUUUUGGGGGGGAUUAUUUUUUUUUUUUUUCAUUUAAUUAGAUCCUUUGGGGGAGGGCUGGGCAAUUCUGGUGCGAUCGAUAAUUAUUAUUUUUUUCCUGUUGGAAUUUGAGAGAAAAUCAGUACCUGAGAGAGACGCGCAAUCUCUCUUGGCGCGUUAUUAGAUCGUGUGAAAGAGAGAGAGUCUUAACAGAAAAGAAAAAAGGAAAAUCCAUUUUUAUGUAAUUUAGAA
Messenger RNA from Daphnia pulex (common water flea), 3254 nucleotides. Its product is annotated as ecdysone receptor-like. Lineage: Eukaryota; Metazoa; Arthropoda; Branchiopoda; Diplostraca; Daphniidae. Gene Ontology annotation, molecular function: ecdysone binding; RNA polymerase II cis-regulatory region sequence-specific DNA binding; nuclear receptor activity. The coding region runs from base 566 to 2785 and encodes 739 amino acids. Gene Ontology annotation, cellular component: nucleus. The record is from RefSeq and is a predicted model, not a curated record. Gene Ontology annotation, biological process: negative regulation of transcription by RNA polymerase II; ecdysone receptor signaling pathway; positive regulation of transcription by RNA polymerase II. The transcript has 9 exons.